AUGCCUCAUAAAUCGGCUGCGCUGCGUCAAAAUAAUGCCCUGAGUCGUUAUGCGGAAAAAUUAAUGACACGUCUAGAGGCUGCCCAAUUGCAUGCUCGACUCCAGAGUAUGUGGUUGGAUCAAUAUAAUCAACGCUUCUGGACCGACAAUAAUGUGCGGUUCAGUCGUGCAUUGCAAGAGUACGAGUCGACCAUCUCACCCAAUACCCCGGCAUCGUUAGAGCAGGUGUCUCCCUUUUAUCGUGAAUGGCUGGCGACCAAUGCCGAGCGUUUGCGGCAUUACAAUCGUACUCUGUGGGUAGCGACCUACAAAGUGAUUGGGGCGCAGGUAUGGUACCGAUGUGUCCUGGGAUAUACCAGAGUCGUAGCUUGGUUGGCGGGUAUGCGUGAAUGA
Messenger RNA from Malassezia pachydermatis, 393 nucleotides. RefSeq lists its product as hypothetical. The record is from RefSeq and is a predicted model, not a curated record. Gene Ontology annotation, cellular component: mitochondrion. Lineage: Eukaryota; Fungi; Basidiomycota; Malasseziomycetes; Malasseziales; Malasseziaceae. Bases 1 to 393 code for a protein of 130 amino acids. Gene Ontology annotation, biological process: intrinsic apoptotic signaling pathway. The transcript has a single exon.